Dermatophagoides pteronyssinus (European house dust mite) is the source of this 27029-nucleotide messenger RNA. Its product is annotated as twitchin-like. Gene Ontology annotation, molecular function: protein binding; protein kinase activity; ATP binding. NCBI's taxonomy places the organism in Eukaryota, Metazoa, Arthropoda, Arachnida, Sarcoptiformes, Pyroglyphidae. The record is from RefSeq and is a predicted model, not a curated record. Gene Ontology annotation, biological process: protein phosphorylation.
UAAAUCAGUGAAAAAAUGUCUCGAGCUGAAAUAGAAAUGGCUCCGACCUUUACGGUCAAACCAAAAAUUCGUGAAGAGGAUGAUGGUAAUCGUUUGGUAUUUGAAUGUGAAUUGAAUGCCAUACCACAACCAGAAAUCGAAUGGUAUAAAGAUAAUGUUUUCAUUCGUAAUGGACAUGAAUUUCGCAUUACAUAUGGCAUUUAUCCCACAACCAAACCACAUCAUUAUAUCGCUACAUUGGAAAUGAAUGAUGUUUAUGAAACCGAUGCUGGAAUGUAUCGAAUUCAUGCGAAAAAUCUGAUGGGCGAAGUAUCCGCUUCUAUCAAGCUCAAUUUUGAUCCUGCCGAUCAACCUAAAUCAAGUGAAAUUGACGGUAUUUCUCCAACAUUCAAAACAAAACCUUGGAUAGCCGAAUUGGAUAAAGAAUUUCGUCGUAUACAUUUUGAAUGUGUUUUAUUAUCCGAACCAAGACCAUCAGUAACCUGGUAUUAUAACGGCGAACUAAUCAAACCAAACGGACGCCAUAAAACUGAAUUAGAAUCCAUACAAAAACAUUUAUAUCGUUCAUUGCUUAUCAUCGAAGAAGUUGUUGUGGAAGAUGCUGGCAAAUAUAAAGUAAUAGCCAAAAACGAUCUAGGCGAAAGUAACGCGACGAUAAGCUUGAAUUUCGACGACGAUUUUAAACCCGAACAAGGUGCUAAACCAACUUUAACCGAAAAACCGUUGCUCAAAAAAGUCGGUAGUGGACAAGUUCAAUUUGAAAUCAGAUUGGUUGCCGAUCCACAGCCACAAAUCGAGUGGUAUCAUAAAGAUAAAUUAAUCAUCAAAUCUGGUCAACUUGAAACGAAGAAAUAUCGUUGUCAGAUACUAACUGAUCGUCAUAAUCAUCUGGUAUCGUUGAUAUUUUUGAAACCGCAAUCAUCGGAUGCGGGACAAUAUCGUUUUGUAGCUCGAAAUCGUUUUGGUCAGGUCGAAACUAACGUUGAUUUACCGUUUGGAUUGGACGGACAACCAAUUGUUUCGAUGGCGGUAGCACCGCGUUUUCCUAAAAAGCCUACGAUUAGGCAAAAAGGUAACAUUCUUAUAUUGGAGUGUGUACUGGAAGCCAAUCCAUAUCCAGAAAUUACCUGGUAUCAUGGUACCAAAGUUAUCAGCGAUGAUAGCCGACAUAAAACAACACGCACCGAAACUGGUGAAAAUAUGUAUGCCCUUGGCCUGGAAAUAAUCAAUCCAACGUUGGAAGAUGGUGGAACUUAUCGUUGUAAUGCAGUGAAUGAUAAAGGUGAAUCGAAUGCAAAUAUUGCGCUGAAUUUUCAAACCGGUGAUGAAGAUGAAAAUAAAGAUGCGCCAACAUUCGUUGGUAAACCACGUAUCAUACCAAAAGAUUCAUCCAUAACGAUGGAAUGUCGUGUUAAAUCCAAAACUAAAAUCACAGCCGAAUGGCUUAAAGGUACGACUGCAGUUGCAGCUUCCACUCGUCAUGUAAUGACCGUCAACAAAGAAAAACCAGAUGAAUAUCUAUGCGUUUUGGACAUUAAAAAUCCUGCCGGCACUGAUGGUGGCACAUAUAAAUGUGUAGUUAAAAAUGAGGCAGGUGAAAUUACUGCCAAUCUAGCAUUGAACAUUGAAGGUGCACCCGAAGAUGAUUCGAUUUAUCCGAAAUUUGUUGAUAAACCCAGGAUAAUUUCGGAAAAAGAUGGUUCACUGAUCAUAAUGGAAUGUCGUGUGAAAGCUCGACCAAAACCUGAUAUCACUUGGUUUCAGGAUGGCCAACAAGUACGAGAAAGUUCUCGUAUUAAACAAACAAUGGUGAAAGAAAAAGAAGAAGACACCUAUUUGAUUCGCAUGGAAAUCAAUGAUGCCGAUAUGGAAGAUUCCGGUAUGUAUAAAUGUACGGUGAAAAAUUCUGCUGGACAAAGUGUUGCAAAUCUGUCGUUAUCGAUUGAAAUCGUCCCGGUUAUAAGUCAACGACCACGUAUUAUACGUCGUGAACAGCAGCAAAAAAUUGUUAUCGAAUGUGCAGUGAAAUCAGCACAAAAACCACAAAUAACAUGGAUUCGGGAAUCAUUGGUAGUGCGAGAAGAUUCUCGACAUCAAAUUGUGGUUCGCGAACAACGUAAGGGUGAAUACGUUAUUGCGCUGGAAAUUGAUGAACCAUCCGAAAAAGAUAAUGGUGCAUAUCGAAUGAAAGCUAAAAAUGAAAAAGGUGAAGUAACCAGUGAAGAUGUUAUCGUCCGAGUUGAUGAUCAGAAAAAGAAAAAAGAAGAGGAAGAAGAAGAAGAAAAGGAAAAACGAGCUUCAAAGAAGGCAAAAAAACAAAUCACUGAACCACGUCUAAUUCGUGGUCUUCGAUCUGAGAAAGUACAAGCAGGUGAAACAUUGGAAUUAUCAUGUGAAUAUGAAUCGGAAGAAGAUGUACAGGUGAUUUGGUAUCGAAAUAAUCGUCAAAUUCAAGAAAAUCAUCGAAUUCGUAUUGUUCAUGAACGACGUUUAAUACGAAUUAUUAUCAAACGAAUUGAAAUAGAAGACGAUGGUGAAUAUCGUGUUGAAAUCAAAAAUUCAGCCGGCAAAACUGAAUCCAGGGGACGUGUGACCGUUGUUCAAGAUCAACCUAUGGAUGAAGAUGAAGAAGAAGAUAAAGAAAAUCGAUUAGGUAAGAAAAAGAUGAAAAAAGAAGAAGAAAAAAUCGAAGACGUCGAAAUGAAAGAUGUUAGCCAAGAUAAACCGGUUGAAGAUAAACCUGUGGAAAAGCGUAAAGAAUCGAUUAAACGUAGAGAUUCGGAAAGUAAAUCGGCAGAUGAACCGAAAACGAAAAAAAUGAUGGCCGAAGAAUCGAAAGAAAAGCCCGUCGAACCGCAAGAAGAAAAACCAAAGAAAAAACUUUCAAUCAAAAAACCUGCUGCUGCUGAGAAACAAGCCGAACCAACGACGGCCGAAGAAGCGGAAAAGCCUAAAAAGAAAUUGUCAAUUAAAAAACCUGCUGCUGCUGAGAAACAAGCCGAACCAGAAAAAGCUAUAGUCGAAGAGCCGAAAGUGGAAGCUAAAAAAGCCGAACCUGUGGCAGUUGAGCCACCGAAGCCAGCCGAAGAGCCAGAAAAACCUAAAAAGAAACUUUCGGUUAAAAAACCUGCAGCAACAGAACAAUCGAAAACUGCUGAAACACCAGCUGAAGAACCGAAAAGACGAUUAUCGGUGAAAAAACCUGCGUCAGCAGCUCCUGAGACUGCUGCAACGCCGGAAACAUCAGCUGAACCGCAAGCCGAACCGGUUAAACGUCGUUUAUCGAUAAAAAAACGUUCAUCAAUAUCAUCGACACCGACAGCAGCCGAUUCUGGUGCUUCUAGUCCGGCAACAACGGCGCCAUCAUCGCCGACAAGUAAAACCGCACCGCCAUCAUCGCUUUCAGCUCCAAGUGAAGAAGCAAAACCUGCAGCAAAACGGCCAUCGAUUAAAAAACCGCCUACACAAGCAUCAAUACCUGAGCAUAAACCGAUCGACGAUAAAGUCGAAGAGGUAAAACGCAAAGAUUCGGUGAAAACUGCAGAAUCUACAGCUGCAGCCGCAAAACCACCAGCUGAAACAACAACGGAAUCCACGAAGAAAAAAUUGUCAAUCAAGAAGAAGACGCCGAAUGGAGAAUUGCCUGCUGCACCUGCCGCAGCUGAUAAACCGCCGGCCGAGACACCGAAAGCGGCAUCGAAAAUGCAGAAAGUACCAUCAAUCGAAAUACAAACUGCAGAAGAAGAGCGACCAAGUCCGGUUAAAAAGAGUUCAGUGCGAGAGGCGGCCCGAAAAUCAUCAUUGGACAGUAAGCCGAAAGUAGUACUAGACGAUAGUGGUAGUGAUAAUAUUAGUCGUAGAGAUAGCGUCGAGAGACGAGAUAGCGUUACCGAAGUGGGAACACCACGUUCAUCACGUCGUCCUUCUAUUGUUAUAGUUGCUGAUGAAAAAGGUUUGGCUGUCGAUGAAACAGGGCAGAUGAAAAAAUUGCGACCAGGUGAAAUGUUGGAAGUUCGUCGCGGAUCGCGCCGUGGUUCCAAUGUACAGGAUUUACGUCGUGGAUCAUCCAUUGAAAUCGAUCGUGCUGAUAAACCAUCAACACCAUUACGUCCGAUGGGUGAUGAAGGACCACCAGUUGUUACGGAUUUUGUCGAGAACGUAACCGCUAUUGAUGGUAAAACUGCAUAUGUUCAGGCUACAGUUGAAGGAAAACCGAUACCGAAAUUUAAAUUUUUCAAAGAUAAUGUUGAAAUAUUUGAAGGUGGUCGUUAUAAAGUGGUUACGGAUGGCGAAACAAAUACGAUUUAUUUUUGCAUUCGAAAAGCUAAACAAGCUGACGAAGGACGGUAUAAAAUUGUUGCCUAUAAUGAACACGGUGAAGAUAGCUGUACGAUAAAAUUGUUUGUUUCGGAUGAAAGUGGAAUGGAUUUUCGUGCUAUGCUUAAAAGUAAACAAUAUGCAAAAUGGGCAGUGGAUAAAGGAGAUCCAGAUUGGGGUGCACUGAAAGCAACCGAAGACGAGCGACGUGCAUCACUUCGAGAUACGAAAAAAGUUGAUGAAUUUAUCGAAAAACUUCAAGAUCAACGGGUAAAAGAAGGUCGUGAUAAACUUGUACGAUUUCAAUGUGUAUUCAGUAAGAAUGGUAUCAAGGCAAAAUGGUUUAAAGGACGACAAGAAUUGUUUGCUGGUCGUAAAUAUAAAAUGACCAGUCAAGGUGAUUUGCACGUUCUCGAAAUUAUUGAUCCACGUGUAGAUGAUAUGGGACAAUAUAAAUGUCAAUGUUUAGAGAAAACAACCACAGCUGCAUUAGAAGUUGAUUAUCCUGAUCCGGUAUUCAAAUUUACACGACCUUUGGCAAAAAAAUAUGAACAAUAUUCGGGUAAAGAAAUUCAAAUGGAAUGUACCACAAGUCACUCAAAAGCCCAAGUUGAAUGGUAUAAAGGAUCACAAAAACUUGAUCGUAAUCAUGAACAUUACCUUAUUGAACGUGAUAUGUAUGGAAAACAUUGGAUCAAAAUUAAACAUUGUCGUGAAGAAGAUACCGCAGACUUUACAUGUAAAAUUGUUAAUACCGAAGAAACAACUACCACCAAAUUGGUUGUUACGGAAAAACUAUAUAUUUUUGUUAAGCCAUUGCUAAGUCAAAAAUGUGUUGAAAAUGAAACCAUCGUUUUGGAAUGCGAAGUGGAUGAUCGGGAUGCUGAAGUUGAAUGGUUCAAAAAUGGUCAAAAAGUAACUCCCGUGGCAAAGAAACUGGAUAUCGUUGCUGAAAAUCGUAAACGUAAACUGGUGAUUAAAAAAGGCAAAGUUAUCGAUGAAGCCCAAUAUACAUGCAAAACUAAUGGUGAUACAACCGAAUGUGAAAUUCUUGUUGAACCUGCCAAUAAAUUUCGUAAAAAACUCCAGGAUAAAACUGUUAUUGAGCGUGAAGAGCUUGUGCUGGAAUUGGAAAUGUUGGAAAAACGUGCCCCAUUAGUUUGGUAUAAAAAUGGUCAGGAAAUGCCACAUAAUGAUCCAAGAUUUCAGAUGAAAUUUGAUGAAAUUACCGGCAAACAACAGCUAAUCAUUAAAAAUACCGUAAUGGAAGAUGAAGGUGAAUAUAUGGCCAAAGCAAAAGAUUGUAAAACAUCAUGCAAAGUGACAGUGUUGGAAGGUGAAAAGAAACCCGAAAUGUCACCCGAUAAAACUGACUUUCAAGGUGAUGUUGGACGUCCACUGACUAUUGAAAUUCCAUAUAAAGUUGCUGGAACUAAACAAUCGGACGUUGUAGCUAAAUUAACUCGAAAUGGUUUGCCUGUAUCGGCAAAAGAUGUGGAAAUAGUGGUGAAAGAAGAUAAAAUUGUCAUUACGUUUAAAAAACCAUCACGUGAUGAUUCGGGCAAAUAUGAUUUCACCUUGUCGAAUUCACAAGGUGAAUCCAAAGUACCGUUGAGUUUUAAUUUUGUCGAUGUUCCCGGACCGCCGGAAGGCCCAUUAGAAGUAAAAGAUCUGUUUCGUGAUCGUUGUAAACUAAGUUGGAAACCACCAAAAGAAUUGGGUGGAUUGCCAUUGCUGCAUUAUGUUGUUGAACGUCAAGAUAUUGGUGUACGUGGUGGUUGGACCGAAGUCGGAACAACUGAAGAUUUGAAAAUCGAUGUCACCGAUUUGGCACAUAAAAAAGAAUAUAAAUUUCGUGUACGUGCUGUGAACAAGAAAGGUGCUUCGGAACCGUUGAAUUCAUUGAAAAAUAUCAUAGCCAAAGAUCCAUAUGAUGAACCAUCCAAAGUACAGGAUUGUGAAUUAGUUGAUUGGGAUAAAGAACAUGUCGAUUUAAAAUGGAAACCGCCAGAAAAAGAUGGUGGUUCACCAAUUGAAAAAUAUAUUAUCGAAAUGAAAGAUAAAUUUCAAUCGGAAUGGGUUCAAGCAACAGAAGUUCCCGGUGAUAAAUUGAAAGGAAAAAUUUGCGUACCGACAAUCAAAGAAGGAAAUCAAUAUCAAUUUCGUGUACGUGCUGUUAACCUGGCUGGCCCAGGUGAACCAAGCGAUCCGACUAAACCGGUUAUAAUCAAAGAUCGAUUUGUUAAGCCAUUCAUUGUUGGCGAUGGACUUAAGAAUAUUGUCGUGAAAAAAGGUGCCAACAUUAAAUAUGAUAUUCAAUUCAAAGGUGAACCACCACCGGAAGUUGUUUGGGAUGUUAACGAUAUUGAAUUGAAACAAUCUUCACGUGUUUCCAUUGAAAAUACUGAGAAAACAACAUUGUUGAUCAUUAAACAAGCAGUACGUGGUGAUUCGGGUAAAUUUCGUCUGACAUUAACCAAUUCUUCGGGUCAAUGUCAAUCAGUGGCUGAUGUUGUUGUAUUGGAUAAACCAUCAAUGCCACAAGGACCAUUGAUUGUCGAAGAUAUACACGCUGAACAUUGUAAACUGAAAUGGAAAGAACCAAAAGAUAAUGGCGGUACUGAUCUGAAAGGUUAUCUGAUUGAAAAACAAGAUGUUGAUAGUGGUCGUUGGAUACCGAUUGCUGAAGUCGGCCCUAAUGUUAAGGAUUAUAAAUGUGAAGGUCUGACGAAAGGGAAAAAAUAUAAAUUCCGUGUCAAAGCAGUGAAUAAGGAAGGAGAAUCUGAUCCGCUGGAAACAUUGGCACCAAUUUUGGCUAAAAAUCCUUAUGAUGAGCCUGGUCCACCAGGUAAACCCGAAAUUGUCGAUUAUGAUAAUACAAAAGUAGAUUUGAAAUGGACACCACCACAAAAUGAUGGUGGACGACCGGUAGAAAAAUACAUUGUCGAAAUGAAAGAGAAAAAUGCACAAGAUUGGCGCCAAGUUGUUGUAACUGAAGGACCAACGCCUGAAGCAACUGUACACAGAUUAAAACAGAACAGUGUUGUACAAUUUCGUGUACGUGCCAUCAAUUUGGCUGGUAAUGGUGAACCAAGUGAACCGACUGAACCUCACCUGGUUAAACAUCGUAAUCUAAAACCCCAAAUUGAUCGAACCAAUUUGAAAAAUUUAACCGUAAAAGCUGGACGUUCACAUAAAUUCGAAGUGGAUGUUAUUGGUGAGCCAGCACCGGAAAUUCGAUGGACAUUCAAAGAUGAACGUCUGAAUGAUUCGGAAAAUGUUAAAAUCGAUACGAAAGAAUAUCAUACGGAUUUGCAAUUGAUAAAAAUGCAACGAAAACAAACGGGCCGCUAUACGAUUACGGCUACAAAUCGCAAUGGUACAGAUUCGGUUACGGUCGAAGUUAAUGUUCUGUCGGCACCAGGUAAACCUGAAGGUCCACUGGAAGUAGAAGAUGUCCAUAAAGAAGGUUGUAAAUUGAAAUGGAAAAAACCUAAAGAUGAUGGUGGUGUACCGAUUGAUCAUUAUCAGGUGGAAAAAAUGGAUAAAGAAACUGGCCGCUGGACCCGAGUUGGAAAAACAUCGGCAUCAAAACCCGAGAUCGAGGUAACCGGUCUAACACCGGGUCAUGAAUAUCAAUUUCGUGUUGUAGCCGUAAAUGAUGAAGGCGAAAGUGAACCAUUGAUUACUGAUCGUGGAACAGUAGCAAGAAAUCCUUACGAUGAGCCAGGUAAACCUGGAACACCGGAAAUUGUUGACUAUGAUAACACUAGUGUUGAUUUAAAGUGGGAACCACCAAAAAAAGAUGGUGGCUCCCCCAUAUUGAAAUAUAUUAUCGAAAAAAAAGAAAAAACUGCCUUACAAUGGGAAAAAGCUGCUGAAGUUCCUGGUACACAACUGGAAGGUAAAGUUGCCGAUCUAAUCGAAAGACAAGAAAUGCAAUUCCGAGUGGUUGCUGUUAAUAAAGCUGGUCCAGGCGAACCUAGUGAUGCUACCAAAAUGCAUACGGUUAAAUUUCGUCGCCUUAAGCCAUACAUUGAUCGUACCAAUUUGGAGGAAGUCCUAACGAUCAAACGUGGUAAACAAUUGAAAUUAGAUGUUAAUGUACGUGGUGAACCACCACCGAAAAUCACAUGGAAACUGGCCGAAAAAGUGAUUGCUAAUGAUCAACAUUAUGAUAUUGUCAAUGUUGAUUAUAAUACCAAAUUUACCAUUAAUGAUUGUCAACGAUUGCAUACCGGGACUUAUAUGAUCAUUGCCGAAAAUGAAGUUGGCCGAGAUCAGGCACAGGUAGAAAUCUGUGUGUUAGCAGCACCGUCAAGACCAAAAGGACCAUUGAAGGUAGAAAAUGUAACUGCAAAAAGUGCCGAUGUAAAAUGGCAAAAACCUGAAGAUGAUGGUGGUAAACCAAUCAAAGGUUAUUUGAUUGAAAAAUUAGAUCCAAACACUGGCCAAUGGGUACCGGCCGGAAAAGCGGAUAAAGAUGCCACCGAUUUUACAGUUACCGGAUUGCAAAAAGGAAAACAAUAUAAAUUCCGAGUGAAAGCAUUGAACGAUGAAGGUGAAUCUGAACCGUUGGUCUGUACCGAACCUAUCAUUGCUAAAGAUCCAUAUGAGCUGGCCGAUGCACCUGGUCAACCUAAAAUCGAAGAUUGGGAUGAAAAACGUGUCGAUUUGAAAUGGACGCCACCUAAAAACGAUGGUGGUGCACCAAUCACUGGUUAUGUUGUUGAAAUGAAAGAUAAAAAUAGUACACAAUGGAUUCCAGUACUGGAAACUAAUUCACCAGCACCACAAGCAACAGUAGAAGGAUUGACCAAAGGUAAACAGGUUCAAUUCCGUAUAAAAGCUAAAAACAAAGCUGGCGAAUCAGAACCCUCACAACCAUCCUCGAUGCAUACAGUCAAAGAGCGCCAUCUGGCACCGAAAAUUAAUCGUGAUACAUUAAAACCGAUAACAAUUCGAUCUGGUGGUAUGGCCAAAUUGGAUGUUGAAAUUAGUGGCGAACCACCACCGGCAAUAACAUGGACAUUUGAUGGAAAGAAAUUAUUCGAUGAUAUUAAUACCAAAAUUGAUAAUCCGGAUUAUGAAUCACAUCUACAGAUUCGUAAUAUGACCCGGGCACAAAGUGGUAAAUAUAAAAUUAUGGCUGAAAAUGAAUCUGGAAAAGAUGAAGCAGAAGUGGAAAUUAAGGUUCUGGAUCGCCCAUCAAAACCAGAAGGCCCAUUGGAUGUUAGUGAUGUUCAUGCUGAAGGAUGUAAACUGCAAUGGCGCCCACCUAAAGAUGAUGGUGGUGUUCCCAUUGAAACAUAUGUUGUUGAAAAGAAAGAUAGCCAAACUGGACGUUGGGUUCCUUGUGCUAAAGUUGGCCCAGAUGAAACUGAAUGCAAAGUUACCGGUUUAGACAUGGGUAAAAAAUACGAAUUUCGUGUCAAAGCAGUCAAUCCGGAAGGUGAUUCGGAUUAUUUGGAUACUGAUCGUUCAACAUUGGCAAAAAAUCCAUAUGAAGAACCUGGGCAGCCAGGUAUGCCAUCGAUUGAAGAUUGGGAUAAAAAUUGGGCGGAUUUAAAAUGGGAGCCACCAAUUCGUGAUGGUGGUGCACCAAUUACCGGUUAUAUCAUCGAAAAGAAAGAUAAAUAUAGUCCAGAUUGGACACAAGCUGCCAUUAUUGAUGGAAAUAUUUGUCAAGGCAAAGUGAAAGGACUGCAUGAAGGUGACCGCUAUGAAUUUCGUGUUCGUGCUGUUAAUAAAGCUGGCCCGGGCAUUCCAUCCGAGUCAGUUGGCCCACAUUUGGCCAAAACACGUUGGUUAAAACCACAAAUUGAUCGAACAAAUAUGAAAACUGUAACGGUUAAAGUCGGUCAGAUGGUGAUGUUGGAUGUAAAUGUGAUCGGUGAACCAGCACCAAAAACUGUCUGGAAAUUAAAUGAUAAAGAAUUGACCACCGACGAAAUCUACAAUAUCGAUAAUAUCGAUUAUAAUACCAAAUUCACCAUAAAUCGUGCUACGCGGAAAAUACGUGGAGUGUACACAUUGACUGCUACGAAUGAAGUUGGUGAAGAUCAAGCCGAAGUAGAGAUUAAAGUUUUAGGAAAACCAUCCAAACCUCAAGGACCAUUAGAAGUGUCGGAUGUGCAUAAAGAAGGAUGCCAAUUGAAAUGGCGUCCACCCGAAGAUGAUGGUGGAUGUCCAAUCGAAUGUUAUGAAGUUGAAAAAAUGGAUGAAGAAACUGGUAGAUGGGUUCCAUGUGGUAAAACAACUGGCGGACCUAAUGAUACCAAAUUGCAGGUGAAUAAUCUGGUUCCGGGUAAAAAAUAUAAAUUCCGUGUUCGUGCCUGUAACAAAGAAGGCGAUUCCGAAGAAUUGGAAACUGAUCAGGCAACAUUGGCCAAGAAUCCAUUCGAUGAACCGGAUAAACCGGGAAGGCCAGAACCAGUUGAUUGGGAUUCUGAUCAUGUUGAUUUGAAAUGGACGCCACCUGCCAAUGAUGGUGGGGCACCGAUUGAAAAAUAUUCAGUGGAAAAACGUAAAAAAGGAACACAUAAAUGGCUGAAAGCUAAAGAAACUAAAGGACCCGAGCCAUCAGUUACGGUAGAUGGAUUGGAAGAAGGUGAAGAAUAUGAAUUCCGAGUUAUCGCACAUAAUAAAGCCGGUCCAAGUGAACCAAGUGAUCCAUCACGAACGGUUAUAGCUAAACCACGAAAACUAGCACCAAUUAUUGAUCGAACUAACUUGAAAAACAUCAAAAUUCGAGCCGGACAACCAGUAAAAUUUGAUGUGGAUGUUAAAGGUGAACCCGAACCAACAAUAGAAUGGUCAUUUAAAGAUGAUAAGAUUAAAUCCGAUGAUCAUUACAAAAUCGAUAAUGAACCAUAUCAUACAUUGUUUUUGUUGGUCAAUUCAAAACGCUCCGAUACGGGCGUCUAUCGAAUUCUCGCCAAAAAUGAACAUGGCACGGAUGAAGCUGAAGUCGAAAUCCAGGUCACAUCAAAACCAUCCAAACCAAAAGGACCGUUAGAUGUCUCUGAUGUUCAUGCUGAAGGAUGUAAAUUGAAAUGGUCACCACCGGAAGAUGAUGGUGGUGAACCAAUACUUAAUUAUCAGAUUGAAAAACAAGAUGCUGAAACUGGUCGUUGGGUACCAGUAUGUACUUCACGCGAACCUGAGGCAGAAAUUACCGGUUUGAUUCCUGGUCAUGAAUAUAAAUUCCGUGUUAAAGCAGUGAAUGCAGAAGGCGAUUCUGAACCAUUAGAAACGGAUCAUUCAAUUUUAGCCAAAAAUCCCUUCACUGAACCGGAUAAACCGGGUAAACCACAAAUAGCCGAUUGGGAUCGUCAUCAUGUUGAUUUGAAAUGGGCGGCACCAGAAAAUGAUGGUGGCGCUCCUAUUACCGGUUAUAUUAUUGAAAAGAAGGAAAAAACGGGUAAAACUUGGAGCAAAGCUUUGGUAGUUGAUGGUCCAAUAACUGAAGCUCGUGUACCCGAUCUGAUCGAAGGUUUGGAUUAUCAAUUCCGAGUCAAAGCAGUGAAUAAAGCCGGUCCAAGUAAUCCGAGUGAUUCGAGUGAAGUUGUCACCACUAAACCACGACAUUUAUUACCGAAAAUCGAAAAGAUUCGUGACAUAACCGUACGGGCAGGCCAGCCAAUUAAACUAGAUGCCAAAGUGAUUGGUGAGCCACCGCCGAAAACCGUAUGGUAUCGUGGCACCGACGAUGAUAAACCACUAUCGUCUGGCAAAGAUCUUAAAAUUGAAAACGAACCAUAUCGAACCCGAUUAAUGGUACCGAAUGCAAAACGUUCGGAUAAUGGUGUGUAUCGAUUGGUAGCAUCAAAUCCUUCGGGUUCGGAUGAAGCCGAAAUUAAGGUAACAGUGCUGGAUAAACCUGGUGAACCGGAAGGUCCGCUAGAAGUUGCCGAUGUUCAUGCUGAAGGAUGUAAAUUGAAAUGGAAACCACCGAAAGAUGAUGGUGGUCUUCCCAUUGAAACUUAUGUGGUUGAAAAACAAGACCAGGCAACAGGAAAAUGGGUGCCAGUUUGUCAAACCCAAAUACCAGAAGUAAAUGUAUCGAAUUUGGAACCUGGCCACGAAUAUAAAUUCCGUGUAAAAGCAGUUAAUCCAGAAGGGGAAUCCGAACCAUUAGUUACAAUGGAGACGAUAGUGGCGAAAAAUCCAUUCGAUCCACCAGGAGCACCGGGCACACCUCAAGUAACCGAUGUUGAUAAAAAUCAUGUUGAUCUUAAAUGGGAGCCACCAGCCAAAGAUGGUGGUGCACCAAUUACCGGUUAUGUUAUCGAGAAAAAAGAAAAAGGCAGUGAUAAAUGGGUUAAAGCUUGUCAGGUGCUAGGUGGUGAUGAAACCAAAGCCCGUGUUCCAGAUCUAGAAACCGGUCAUGAAUAUCAAUUCCGUGUAAAAGCUGUGAAUAAAGCCGGUCCAGGUGCACCAAGUGAUGAAUCCAAAAUGACAUUGGUCAAACAUAAAAAAUUACCACCAAAAAUUGAUCGGAAAAAUCUUCGGCCUAUCAAAAUCAAAGUCGGACAGGAAUUUAUAUUCGAUGCUGAUGUUAUUGGUGAACCUGUACCAGAAGUGGAAUGGAAACUCAAAGAUAAAUUGGUUACCGAUAAAGCAAAUUUGACCAUAGUCAACAAACCUUAUCAUACGCGAUUGGAAUGUGAUAAAGCUACUCGCAAAGAUUCUGGUGUUUAUCAUGUUAUCGCUACCAACAAAUGGGGUCAAGAUCAGGUGGAUAUUGAUGUGAAAAUAGUCGGAAAACCAUCUCAACCUAAAGGACCACUGGAAGUCGAUGAUAUUCGUAAAGAUGGUUGUCAUCUGAAAUGGGAACGACCAGAUGAUGAUGGUGGCGAGCCAUUGGAAGGAUAUUUGGUUGAAAAAUUGGAUCCUGAAACUGGAUCAUGGAUACCUGUAGGAAAAACAUUGAUACCUGAAAUGAAUGUCAGCAAUUUAAUGCCCGGAAAACAAUAUUCAUUCCGUGUAAAAGCAUUGAAUAAAGAAGGCGAAUCUGAACCGUUGGAAACAUUGACGCCAAUCAUUGCAAAAGACCCAUACGAAGCGCCCGGGCAACCAGGUCGACCAGAACCAGUUGAUUGGAAUAAAGAUCAUGUUGAUUUGAAGUGGGAACCACCAGCUAAUGAUGGCGGUGCACCGAUUGAAUCCUACAUUAUCGAACGACGCGAGCGUGGUUCACCACGAUGGAUAAAAUCUGCCGAAGUACCUGGUGAUCAAACACGUGGUACAGCCCCGAAUUUGGAAGAAGGUAAAGAAUAUGAAUUCCGUGUGACAGCUGUCAAUAAAGCCGGGCCAGGUGAACCAUCUGAAGCAUCCAAAUCUGUAGUGGCAAAACCUCGAUUCCUUGCACCACGAAUUGAUCGCAGUGCAUUCAAAGAUAUACAAUUAAGUGCCGGGCAGAAAAUAUUCUUCGAUGUUCCGGUUAUUGGUGAACCUGCUCCAGAAAUCACCUGGACAAUUAAUGGCCGUACAAUGCCUGCUGAAGGUGAUCAACAUCAUAAAAUUGAUACCGAAGAUUAUAAUACCAAAUUGACGGCUAGAAAUGCUUCGAGAGGAGAUUCUGGUGCCUAUACCAUAACGGCAAUCAAUAGUUCGGGUAGAGAUCAGGUUACUGUGCAGGUAUUGAUAACGGAUAAACCAUCACCGCCUGAAGGUCCAUUAGAUGUGAAAGAUGUUCAUAAAGAAGGUUGUAAACUUGGUUGGAAUAAACCUAAAGAUGAUGGCGGUAUACCAUUGGAAGGAUAUCUAGUUGAAAAAAUGGAUACAGAUUCGGGAUUAUGGGUACCUAUUGGUAAAACUAAAGCUACUAAUAUGGAAGUAACGGGACUGGUACCGGGCCACGAAUAUAAAUUCCGUGUAUCGGCUGUAAAUAAAGAAGGUGAAAGUGAACCGCUGGAAACAUUGAAACCGAUUCUGGCAAAGAAUCUGUUCGAUGAACCUGGACCAACUGGCAAACCACAGGUAACUGAUUGGGAUAAAGAUCAUGCUGAUUUGCAAUGGGAGCCACCGGCAAGCGAUGGCGGUGCACCAAUUGAAAAGUACAUAAUCGAAAAACGUGAUAAACAUGGUGAUUGGGAAAAGGCUACUGAAGUUGCUGGUGGUGCUAAUUCGGCUACGGUUGAAGAUCUAAUCGAAGGACAUUCAUACGAAUUCCGUGUUGUGGCCGUCAAUAAAGCCGGUCCUGGCGAACCAUCCGAACCAUCCGAUAUGAUUGUUGCUAAAACCAGACGUCUGCCACCUAAAAUAGAUCGUACAAAUUUGCAAAAAAUUAAACUGAAAGCAGGACAGGCAUUUAAUUUUGAUGUAAAUGUUCAAGGUGAACCUGCUCCAGAAACAGAAUGGCGUCUAAAAGAUCAACCAGUUCGAACGAGUGGUAAUGUUAAAGUACAACACGAACCAUACAAUACUAAAUUGGUUGUGCGCCAGGCAACACGUGCACAAUCCGGUAUCUACACUGUAAAAGCAACAAACAAAUAUGGUGAAGAUCAAGCCGAAGUUGAAGUUAUUGUGUUGGAUCGUCCCGCUCCACCUGGUGGUCCUCUUCGUAUUGAAGAUGUUCAUGCAGAAGGUGCUACACUAAAAUGGCGUCCACCUGAUGAUGAUGGUGGCUUACCUGUUGAUCAUUAUGUUGUGGAAAAAAUGGAUCCUACCACAGGUAUUUGGACACCGGCAGCUGAAACUAUUGGUGCUGAAACUGGCGUCGAUGUAAAAGGUUUAACACCUGGAAAGAAAUAUAAAUUCCGUGUUAAAGCUGUCAAUCGACAAGGUCAAUCGGAUCCAUUGAAUGCAGACAAAGAAAUUAUUGCUAAAAAUCCAUUCGAUGCGCCUGGACAACCAGGUAAACCGGAAAUUGCCGAUUAUGAUAAAGAUUUUGUGCAAUUGAAAUGGAAAAAGCCAGAAUCAGAUGGUGGUGCACCAAUUACCGGUUAUAUUAUCGAAAAGAAGGAUAAAUAUAGUCCAGAUUGGGUGCCAGCAGCAGAAAUCGAUGGUGAUGUUACUACCGGUCGAGUAGACGAUUUAAUCGAAGGACAGCAAUAUGAAUUCCGUGUUCGUGCCGUUAAUAAAGGUGGUCCGGGUGAAGCUUCGGAAUCGACUGGGCCACAUUUGGCAAGGCCGAAAAAUGCACCACCAAAAAUCGAUCGAAAUUAUAUGCGUGAUAUUCGUGUUAAAGCGGGUAAAAAUGUUGAACUAGAAGUACCAGUUUCGGGUGAACCGCCACCCACUAAAAAAUGGACCGUAGAUGGUCAACCAGCACCAGUGGAUCGUUGGGUAAUCACCGGUGAAGAUUAUAAAACGCAUUUACAAAUCAAAUCAGCCGAACGUAAAGAUAGUGGUCAAUUGACGUUGACAGCUACCAAUAUUAACGGUACAGAUACGGCGACGAUUACGUUGACCGUUUUGGAUCGACCUGGCGUACCAGAAUCAAUGCGCAUUAAUAACGUAACCAAAGAUGGUUGUUUUGUUACAUGGCAACCUCCGAAAGAUGAUGGUGGAUCCGAUAUUCAACACUAUGUUGUGGAAAAACGUGAUAUGGAAACUGGCCGUUGGACAAUGGCCGGUGAAUCAACAUCACCUUCAUUGCGUGUUGAUAAAUUGAUCGAAGGCCGCGAAUAUUCAUUCCGUGUAAAAGCAAUAAAUCGUGAAGGUGAAUCAGAUUGGUUGACUGGUAAGGAAUCGAUAAUCGCCAAGAAUCCAUUCGAUGUUGCCAGCAAACCAAUGGCACCACAAGUUGUUGAUGUUGAUGCUGAUCAUGUUGAUCUAGAAUUUCGUCCACCGCGUAAUGAUGGUGGUACGCCAAUUACCGAAUACAUUAUCGAAAAGAAGCCAAAAAAAUCACCAUUUUGGCAAGAAGCGAUUCGUGUCCCGGCUACAAAGCCAAAAGGAAGCGGAGAAGAUGAGGCGGCUGCUGCUUCGGCUGCCAUACGAGCUACUGUACCUGAUCUAAUCGAAGGUGAAGAAUAUGAAUUCCGUGUAAUUGCCGUCAACAAAGCCGGACCAAGUGAUCCAAGUGACGCAUCUGAAGCGGUUGUUUGCCGGCCAACUAAAGUACCGCCAUCAAUCGAUUUGGACGCUAUGAAAGAUAUUCGCAUACGUGUGGGACGGGCAAUUAAUUUUACCGUACCAUAUAGCGGAACACCAUCACCAAAAGCAACGUGGACUAUUAAAGGUCAAGAUGUACAACCAGGUGAAGAUAAACGAGUGGAAUGUGAAAAUAUAGCCUCAUCGGCCAUCAUCAACAUACCAAAUUCGGUUCGAGAAGAUUCUGGACAAUAUAAACUGACGCUAAAAAAUCCAUAUGGGGAAUGUUUUGCAUCGGCUAAAGUUACCGUUUUGGAUCGACCAUCACCACCAGAAGGUCCAUUGGAAAUUUCCGAAGUUACAAAAGAAUCCUGUAAACUUAAAUGGCGUCGACCAAAAGACGAUGGUGGUUCGGAAAUCAUACGUUAUCAAUUGGAAAAAAUGGAUGUUUCACGUGGUUCAUGGACUGAAUGUGGAUCAUCCACUGACCUAACGUUUAAAGUAACGAAAUUGAUUCAUAAAAAACAAUAUCAAUUCAGAGUGAUGGCUGUCAAUGAAAUUGGUGAAUCCGAACCAUUGGAAGGAACGGAUAUUAUUACGGCGAAAAAUCCAUUCGAUGUUGCUGAACAACCAGGACGACCAGUGGUCAAAGAUUGGGGACCAAAUCAUGUUGAUCUGGAAUGGACUGCGCCAUUGGAUGAUGGUGGUUGUCCAAUCACUGGUUACGUAAUUCAGAAAAAAGAAAAAAAUAGUCCAUUCUGGACGAAAGCUGCCAAUGUGCCGGGCAAUCAAACAAAAGCUACAGUACCUGAUCUUCGUGAAGGUGUUGAUUAUGAAUUCCGUGUGAUUGCCGUUAAUAAGCAAGGUGAUUCAGAACCAAGUGAACCAAGUGAUAUGGUUACAUGUAAACAUCGAAACUUGGCACCCAAAAUCCUAACACCGUUGAAAGAAAUUCGAUUAAAACAUGGCCAGAAAUUAGAAGUGACCAUAGAUUUUGUUGGUGCACCACCACCCACAGUUGAAUGGAUUGAUGCAAAAUCCGGUAAACCUGUGGAAUCAAAUCAACGACUAACCGUUUCGAAUUUUGAUGAUAAAACUAUAUUGACCAUAGUGGAUACAAAACGUUCAGAUAGUGGUGAUUAUAAAUUGAAACUGACCAACGUGAAUGGCAAUUGUGAAGGUAUAUUACCGGUGGUCAUUAUGGAUAAACCAUCACCACCAGAAGGACCAUUAGAAGUGAAAAAUAUUGAUGCAGAUAAUGUUGAUUUGAAAUGGCGUCCACCAAAAGAUGAUGGUGGUUGUCCACUGACAGGAUAUUUGAUUGAAAAACGGGAUAAAACAACUGGUGGUCAAUGGGUACCUGCGGUUAUUAAUGUUCCGGCUACAGCGACUGAAGCAAAUGUGGGAAAAUUGAUCGAAGGUCAUGAAUAUGAAUUCCGUAUAAUGGCUGAAAAUUCGGAAGGUUUGUCCGAACCACUUAAAACCGAUCGGCCGGUAAAAGCUCGAGCUCAAUUUAGUCGGCCAGAUGCACCUGGACAACCGGAAUUGGUUGAUUCAGAUCGAACAUUCAUAACAAUAAAAUGGCCACCACCAAGAUCAGAUGGUGGAUCGCCAAUCACUGGUUAUGAUGUUGAACGUCGUGAUGUCAAAUCUGGUCGUUGGAUUAAAGUGAAUAAAUUCCCAGUUACAGGAGAACGUUGUUAUACUGAUGAUCAAGUUACUGAUGGUCAUCAAUAUGAAUAUCGUGUUCGUGCUAUUAAUCGUGCUGGACCAAGUGAACCAAGCAUACCAUCCAAACAGCUGACAGCUAAACCGUUGAAAGAAGCACCACGUUUGGAUCUAAGUGGAUUACGCGGUAAAACAAUUCGUGUACGUGCAGGUGAUCCAUUGGAAAUUGUCAUACCAAUGAAUGGUGCACCAACACCCGUGGUAGAAUGGCAAAUCAAUGGACAACCAAUGAAACCAACUAAUCGUAUUGAAACUGCAACUAAAGAUGAAUUGACAUGGUUGAAAAUCCCAGUUUCACAACGCACUGAUUCGGGAACUUAUAAAAUUACGGCUAAAAAUCCUUAUGGUGAAGAUUCGGCAAAUAUCGAAGUUUUGGUUUAUUCAGCACCAUCUGCACCACGUGGUCCGCUGGAACAUUCAAACAUAACAGCACAAUCAGUUGAACUGACAUGGCGUAAACCUGAAGAUGAUGGUGGUGCCGAAAUCAUUGGAUAUUCCGUUGAAAAAUGUCAAUUUGGUAGUGAUGUAUGGCUGCCGGCUGGUUAUUCAUCGGCAACAACAUUAACGGUAAAAAAUUUGGAUGAAGGACGACAAUAUAAAUUCCGUGUACGGGCAGAAAAUAUGCAUGGUCUUUCAGAACCACUGGAAAGUGCCAAACCUAUUACAGCCAAAAAUCAAUUCGAUACACCUGAUGCACCUGGUCAACCACAAAUCCUAGAUUAUGGACCGACAUUUGCACAGCUGAAAUGGACACCGCCAUUAUCCGAUGGUGGACGUCCAAUUCAAGGUUAUUUGGUGGAAAAACGUGAAAAAAACCAAACCGAUUGGACAACAGUGAACAUGAUGAAUCCAUCACCGGGUACUGAAUUUACUGUCAACAAUCUGAUUGAAGGUCGAUCAUAUGAAUUCCGUGUUAUAGCUGUGAAUGAAGGUGGUAAAGGUAAACCAUCAAAACCUUCGGCUAUGAUGACAGCACGUGAUCGAAAAUAUCCACCUGAUGCACCAGAUAUGCCACGUGUCGAUAAAAUUACUAAAGAUUCUGUAACGCUAACAUGGCGUAAACCAAUCAAUGAUGGUGGAUCGAAAAUUACCGGCUACAUUGUUCAAAAACGACCGAAAAACGGUAAAGAUUGGAUGAAUGCAACGAAAUUUCCAUGUUCGGAUACACGAUUUACCGUUGCCGAUUUGACUGAAGGUGAUGAAUAUGAAUUCCGCAUAAUAGCGGUAAAUGAUCAAGGUGAAUCACCACCAAGUAAACCAUGUCCGAUGGUUCGUGUUGAAGAACAACCAAAUAAACCUUGCAUCGAUGUUGGUUCGGUUAAAGAUAUUACCGUAAAAGCUGGUCAAGAUUUUUGUAUCGAUAUUCCAUUCACUGGUUUUCCACGUCCAUCGGCAACAUGGUCUUUGAAUGAUAUGGAAAUUCUCGAUACAGAUGCACGUUUCACUUUCGGUCUAACCGAUACGAAUGCAACACUUAGCUGUCGAGGCGCAAAACGAGAAUAUACUGGCCGUUAUACAAUAAUGUUGAAAAAUCCUUCUGGUUUUGAUACCUGUACAUGCAAUGUUCGUGUGUUGGAUCGUCCACGUCCACCAAUAAAUUUCCAUUGUGAUGAAGUGGACGGGGAAUCAUUAACAUUGAAAUGGUCACCACCAAAAGAUAAUGGUGGUGAUGAAAUUACCAAUUACGUUCUCGAAAAACGUGAAGCCGGAACCAACGUUUGGACCAAAGUUAGCAGUUUUGUACAUGGAACUGCAUUCAGGGUUAAAAAUCUUACCAUUGGACGAUCAUAUGAUUUCCGUGUGGCCGCUGAAAAUCAAUACGGGGUGUCAGAUUUUACCAUGACUGAUGAACCGAUUCAAGCUCGUUACGCAUUUUCAACACCAGGACGACCAGGUACACCAAGAGCUGUUGAUUCAACACCCGAUUCAAUAACGCUAACUUGGACACGGCCGAGAAAUGAUGGUGGAUCACCAAUUACAGGUUAUGUUCUGGAAAAACGUAAAGUAGGCGAUACACAAUGGUCAAAAGCAACUGGUGCCAUUAAUCAGAUUACGGAAACAACAUUUAAAGUACAAAAUUUACAACCAAACCAAGAAUAUGAAUUUCGUGUUGCUGCUGUUAAUCUAGCUGGUCGUGGUGAUUAUAGUGAUACAAGUGACCGUAUUCGCGCACAAUAUCCACCAUCACCACCCAAAAUUCCAGCCGAUUUCCGUCUGAAGGAUAUUGUUGUCCGUGCUGGUCAAGAAUUCCGUUUGACAGUACCGUUAGCAGUUGGUUCUCCAAUACCAAAUGCAGAAUGGUUUUAUAAUGAACAACUAAUCUUACCAGAUGAGCGAAUGUAUUCGGAAACAAAUGCAGAAUUUACCGUUUUAUUGAAUAAAAAAUCCAAACGUAAUGAUAGUGGACGAUAUACAUUACGCCUAACAAAUUCUGAAGGUAGUGAUUCAACAUCAUGUCGUGUAUUGGUUGUUGAUGUUCCUGGACCACCACAAGGACCGCUAGAAUGUUCUGAUAUAACAACAGAAUCAUUGUCGAUUCGUUGGUCACCACCAUUAGAUGAUGGUGGUUCACCUGUAACCAAUUAUGUUUUGGAACGUCAAGAUCAACAGGAUAAACAAAAACAAUGGAUUCGAUGUUCGGCAUUCAUUCGAAAUUGUCAUUUCGAAGUAAUGGGAUUGGAAGCCAAUCACCUAUAUCAUUUCCGUGUUUGUGCUGAAAAUCAAUAUGGCCAAGGUGAAACAAUUCAAACGGAUAAACCAGUGAAAGCUUGUUAUCCAUUUACCGUACCAGAUCCACCCGGUAAACCAACCGUAAUGGAUACUGAACGUAAUAAAGUGCGUCUAUCAUGGGAAAGACCUUUGCAUGAUGGUGGAUCCAAAAUUCAAGGUUAUUCUGUGGAAUUUAUGGAUCCAAGCGAUGGCGAAUGGAUGGUCGCUAAUAUGGAAUUGAUUAAAGGAACAACCACAUAUACAGUUACCGGUUUGAUCAACGACCGAGAAUAUAAAUUCCGUGUCAAGGCAAAAAAUUUGGCCGGUUAUUCACGGCCAAGUCCCGAUUCUGGUUUGGUAUCGAUGCGUGCUGGUAGCGGUGUACCUUCGGCACCACGUGAUUUACGUGUGCAAAAAGUUGGUCGCAAUUAUGUUGAUUUGAAAUGGGAACCACCACGUUCAGAAGGUGGAUCUCGAAUUACCGGUUAUCUGGUUGAACGAAAAGAAGUCGGCGGCGGACAACAUUGGUUCAAAGUUAAUGAAUAUGGUUGUCUUGAUUGUCAAUAUACGGUUUUGAAUUUACCUGAACAUUCGGAAUAUGAAUUCCGGGUUUCGGCUAUCAAUGCAGCUGGACAAUCCGAACCAGUUUACACUACAUCACCGGUUAAAAUUGAAGAAUUCGCUGAAGGUUCUAGGCCAGAAUUUGUACGAAAACUGAUACCGAAAAGUAUAAAUCUUCAUACGGAAAUAACAUUUGAAUGUGAAGCAACUGGCCGACCAUUACCAACUGCACGUUGGUUUAAAAAUGGCCGUGAAAUUAGCGCCGGUUUUGGUGGUGGACGUUAUAAAACUUAUGAAACUGAUGAAGGUGUUUUCAAACUGGUCAUUUUCGAUGUUCAAGAAGGUGAUGAUGGGGAAUAUCAAUGUGAAGCAUCCAAUGCAUAUGGUUCAGUUCGAACAAUGGCACCAUUGAAAUUGGCUGAGGCACCGGAAAUUUUAAGAUGUCCAAAUGAAAUCAACCUAGUCGAAAAUGAUAAUGGAAAAAUUAAGAUAUUCUUCUCGGGUACUGUUCCGGUUGAAGUUUCCCUCAGUAAAUCUGGUCAAACAUUAUCCGAAGAUGAUGGUCAUCAUUUGAAAUAUGUUGUUUUCGAUGAUUAUGUUGUCAUUUAUAUUCGUGAUGUAAAGAAAAAUCUAGACGAAGGACAAUAUCAGAUACAGGUGAAAAAUGAUUCUGGUCAAGCAACGGCAUCGUUCCGCGUUGUGGUUACCGGAUUACCUGAUCAACCGACCGGACCAAUUGAAAUGGGUGAAAUUCAACGAAAUUCCAUACGAAUAUCAUGGCGUCCACCUAAAAAUGAUGGUGGUAAAAAAGUUACACAUUAUAUUGUUGAGCGUAAAGAACUGACAACAUUGAAUACAUGGAUAACUGCAACAAGUUGUUGUAGAGAAACUUAUUUUACGUUGCAAGGAUUGAAUGAAGGUGGUGAAUAUAUGUUCCGUGUGUUUGCAUGCAAUGAAAAUGGUCAAUCUGUGAAAGCGUUGGAAUCAGAAUCACCUGCCAUACCAAAAUUACCAUUCAAUCCACCUUCACGACCAGGUCAACCUGACGUGCAAUCAGUUGGUAGUGAUUUUGUCAAUCUAAGUUGGACAAAACCAGAAUCGGAUGGUGGUUCAAGAAUUCAAGGUUAUUUGGUUGAACGUUGUGAGACUGGAUCUCAACAUUGGCAACGUUGUAAUGUUGCACUUUGUCAUGCAACCCAGAUUAAUAUUGCCAAUUUGAUCGAAGAUCGUGAAUAUGAAUUCCGUGUGUUUGCUGUCAACGAAGCUGGUUUAUCCGAACCAUCAAGUAAUACACGACCAGUACGAGUAAAAGAUCCUGACCAAGCAAUCCCACCAGAAUUCAUUGAACCAUUACGUACAGUCAUGGCCAUAGAAAAUCGUUCAGCAGAAUUUCGUUGCACGGUUACAGGUGUACCGAAACCAACAAUUACCUGGUCAAAAGGUGUACGUGAAUUGUUUGAUGGUGGAAAAUUCACAUUGUUACGUGAUGGUGAUACCUACAUUUUGCGUAUCGAUAAUGUUUAUGGUGAAGAUGCAGAUGAAUAUUGUUGUAAAGCAAGCAACAAAGCUGGAACACGAAGUUCGCGUGCAGAAUUGUUGAUUAAGACAGCACCAAAAUUGCAUGUACCACCAAGAUUCCGUGAAGCAGCAUGUUUUGAACGUGGUGAAAAUAUUCAAUUGAAAAUCCCGUUUACUGGUUAUCCAAAACCAAAAAUCCGUUGGACAAAGGAUGGUGAAGAAAUUGAAAAAGGUGAUCAUUUUGAUUUGAUUGUCCAGGAACGACAUGCAAUCCUAGUGAUUCGAAAUACAUCCAAAGAAGAUAAUGGACCAUACCAGAUUCGUGCUGAAAAUGAAUUAGGUUCAGAUUCGGCCAUCAUUAAUGUAAUGAUAUCGGAUCGACCAGAUCCACCAAGAUUUCCAAUUAUUGAAUCAAUUGGUGAUGAUUUUGUUCAACUGACAUGGAAAGCACCGCUAUGGAAUGGUGGUUCGCAAAUUACAAAUUAUGUAAUUGAAAAACGUGAAGCCGGUAUGACAAGUUGGAUGAAAGCAGCAACAACCCGCUUUCAACUACAUCAAAUAACCCAGCUAAGUCCAGGUAAAGAAUAUGAAUUCCGUGUAUUUGCGGAAAAUGUUUACGGCCGUUCAGAACCAUCGGAAACGACGCAGAAAGUUUCGGUAAAAGGUGAACAAUUAAAACGACAAAAACGUACUGGAUGGGAAUUGGAUGCUCAAGGCAACAAGAUUCGUGGUCGUGGUGAUCGUCAAUCAAAUUAUGAUCAAUUUGUAUCGGAUUAUGAUUCAACAUCAUGGGCAAUGCCAGUGGAAAUCAAAACCAACGAAUCCGUUUAUGAUUAUUAUGAUAUUCUGGAAGAAAUCGGUGUCGGUGCAUUCGGAGUUGUUCAUAGAUGUCGCGAACGAAAAACUGGUCGGAUAUUUGCAGCGAAAUUCAUUCCGGUAUCACAUCCGUUGGAAAAAUCCAUAAUACGAAAAGAAAUUGAUAUUAUGAAUCAAUUGCAUCAUUCACGAUUGAUUCGUUUGAAUGAUGCAUUCGAAGAAGACGAUGAAAUGAUUUUGAUUUAUGAAUUCAUGUCCGGUGGAGAACUGUUUGAACGUAUUACCGAUGAUAAUUAUACAAUGACCGAAGCUGAAGCAGCAAAUUACAUGCGACAAAUUAUCGAAGGAAUCCGACAUAUGCAUGAAAAGAAUAUUAUACAUCUCGAUAUUAAACCAGAGAAUAUUAUGUGUCAAAAACGUAGCGAUAACCGAGUCAAGAUUAUUGAUUUUGGUUUGGCAACUAAAUUGGAUCCACAUGAAGUGGUAAAAAUAUCAACCGGAACAGCAGAAUUUGCUGCACCCGAGAUUGUCGAUCGAGAACCAGUUGGAACGUAUACUGAUAUGUGGGCUUGCGGUGUACUAACGUAUGUGCUGCUUAGUGGCUUGACUCCAUUUGCCGGUGAUAAUGAUAUCGAAACAUUGAAAAAUAUUAAAGCAUGUCAUUGGGAAUUUGACCGAGAUGCAUUUGCGAAUAUAUCCGAAGCGGGAAAAGAUUUCAUCAGUCGUUUGUUAACAAAAGCCAAAGAAUCACGUAUGACUGCACAUGAAUGUUUGGAACAUCCAUGGCUAAAACAAUCGGACAUACCCGGUACGGAUACAAUAUCUUCACGUAAAUAUCAAGAUAUACGUGAUCGAACACGUGCUAAAUAUCCAACAUGGGACCGAGCAUUAGUCCCAAUAGGUCAUAUCGCAAAUUAUAGUUCAUUGCGUAAACUUCAAGAUGAAAAAUAUCGUCUGCAUGAUGUUCUAUUGGAUCGUCGUGAAAUGUUACCCCGUUUUGUACUGAAACCACAAUCAACAAUCGCUUAUGAAGGACAAUCAGCAAGAUUUUUAUGUCGUGUUAUUGCAGCAGCACCACCAACAUUAUCAUGGUAUCGGGAAGGAAUGGAACUGCGACAAUCGGUAAAAUUCAUGAAACGUUAUGCGGAAAAUGAUUAUCAAUUUGUAAUUAAUCGUUGUCGUUUGGAUGAUCGUGGUGAAUAUAUUAUCCGAGCCGAAAAUCAUUAUGGAUCUCGGGAGGAACCAGUUUUUCUAAAUGUUUUGCCCGUACCGCAUGAAGAAUUUAAACCACCAAUAACCGAAACGGAACCAAUUAGACGUCGUCGACAAGAACCACCACGAAUGUUAUUAGACGAACCGAAUGAUUCGGCUCCACAUUUUACAUUUUUGUUACGUACACGUAUCAUUCAAAUGGGUAUUGGUGUUCGGUUACUGUGUUGUUUGAAUGGAAAACCAUGGCCCCAAAUCAAAUGGUUAAAAGAUGGUCGUGAAUUAUCGAAAACAGAUUAUACAAUGAAAUCUGCGGAUGGUGUUGUCACAUUGGAUAUUGUAUCCUGUCGUAUGGAAGAUGCGGGUAAAUAUACUUGCAUUGCGACCAAUUCAUUGGGUACGGCCGAAACAUCUUGUGCAUUGGUUGUCGAACCUAAACGUAUCGUAUCAUCACCAUCACCAUUAUGUCUGUCACCAAGAUCUGGCACACCUAUACCUGGCCUAACCAGUUCGUCGGUUAUGUCACCGAUGGAAGCCUAUUAUAAAGAAGGUGGUGCAUCAACUACAAUACGUAAUUCGAUGCGUGAAGCACGUGCAUCCAGUAUGUAUACAAGUCGUCGUAAAGAUUCUCUUUCCGAAUAUUCAUCGACAUCUGGAAGUUCGGCAUACCGUACUACGUAUCAUCAUCAAUCAUCGAUAACAUCAUCCCGUGAUCGUUAUGUUUCAACAACUCGAACAUCAUCAUAUGAUAAACAUGAUAGUCUUUCAAGGUUACGGUCACAAUCACCAACAUCGUAUCAUCAUCAAUCAUCAAUACGUUCACCAAUACGUUCAUCUUAUCUAAGUGGACGACAAUCACCAUCAUUACCAACAACAUAUAUGCCACCAUCAAGUACAUCAUCGUAUCGAUCAUCAACACCGGUUACUACAAGCCGUUUACCGAGCUCUGCUUCAAGAUAUACGCCUGGCGUAUCCUCAUCAUCUGCAUCCCGUCCUCGAAAGUCGAUAGCAACAAUCGAUAAUAAUUUUAGUCAACCAUCUUUCGUUACAAAAUUAACUGAUCGUAAGAUCGGUGAUGGCGAACAAUUAAAAUUACAACUUGAAGUGAAAGGUGAACCUGAACCAAAAAUCGAAUGGUUUAAGGAUGGCCGACGAUUACAAUCAUCAGAUGUUGUUGAUUUAAAAUAUCGUAACCGUAUGGCAACAUUGAUUAUUGAAGAAGCAUUCCCUGAAGAUGAAGGUCAAUAUGAAUGCGUUGCAAGUAAUUCGGAAGGUACAUCGCGAACAAAAUGUUUUAUUCAAAUCAAACCAAUGGAUAAAGCAAAAACAGCCAAACCAAGUUCAUCAACGGCCAAGAAAGCGCCAAGAAUUGUUCAACAUAUUCAAUCGAUAACGGUAAACGAUGGACAAACAGCAACAUUACGUUGCAACAUUAAAUGCGAAUCACCAUUCGAUGUUAUAUGGUUACAUAAUGGUAAAGAAGUGAAACAAAGCAAAGAUUUCAAUAUACGUCAGUCUGGCGAUAAUUUUGAAUUGGAAAUUGCCGAAUGUUUACCCGAAGAUUCUGGUACUUAUACAUGUGAAGCAUUCAAUGAUUCGGGUGAAACAUUUUCAACUGGAACUAUUCUGGUUAAAGUUCCAAGCGAUGAUCAACAAGGAUGUGGUAUCGUAGAGUUUCCACGUUCAAUAACCAGUAUGAUUGGUAAUAAAGCAACAUUUCAAAUUGAAACCGAUACAGAUAUCGAUAAAGUUGAAUGGUUACAUGAUUCACGGCCAAUUGAUCAAGAUUUACAAACACAAUCAGAAUCACCGAAACAAUUUAAAUUGAUUGUAUCAAGUAUCCGCGAGAAAGAUAUUGGUCAAUAUACGGUACGAUUAACGGAUAAAAAAGCCCGAACAACAAACUUAGCAUUUGCAUUGGUUAUUAUCAAAGAAUAAUCGUUUGACGCUUACGUUUAUCGUUUUAAAUUUUUAUACGCAAAUUUCAAACACUAGAUUAUUAAUUAAGGCACACUGAUUUCAAAUCGAAACAAAAGAAAAUCUAAAAGAAAGGCACUUACACACACUCACUCGCACACACACACACACUGAAUCGCAUAUUAUAUAAUAAAAUUUAAUUUAUUUCAAAA